AUGCCGCGUUCUUCGCGUACGCUCGAAAUAGGGGCACUACCGAUUGAACAACCAAUUUACUGGCAUUCGCUCGUAAAAGGAUGUGCGGAACAAGGAAAUGAGCGCGCGAGCGGUGGUACCGAUGGGGCUCUCUGGGGUACGGAUGAUAUAUGUUUGCUAUGGAAAAAUGUGCAGCUUUCAAUGGAAAAUACUGAAGCAGAUCGCAUUUUAGUACAGUAA
This is a messenger RNA of Cylicocyclus nassatus, 219 nucleotides long. NCBI's taxonomy places the organism in Eukaryota, Metazoa, Nematoda, Chromadorea, Rhabditida, Strongylidae. The record is from the annotation of a GenBank genome assembly.